Messenger RNA from Paramecium pentaurelia, 783 nucleotides. Lineage: Eukaryota; Ciliophora; Oligohymenophorea; Peniculida; Parameciidae. The record is from the annotation of a GenBank genome assembly.
UAAUGGACAUACCAAAAAGAACAGAACAUAGACCCCCUAGACCUCCUAUACCAAAGUUCCGACUUAUUGGGGCUGGAACUGAUACACCUGAUUUCCUCCCUCCUCCCAAAUCUGAGGAAUCCUCUAUUAUUGCAUUAUCUAUGGAUAAUACGUCUGAAACCUCUAUCGAAGAUAAUAAUGAAUCAUAUUUUACUAGAAAAAGAUUUUCUGCUAUUGUUGAAGAGAUAUCAAAUCAGAUUGUUUUAUUGGAUUUAACUCAAGAUCUUUUAAAAAUAGGGAUCUCAUUUUUAAAGCCUGAAUUGCUUGAAGGAUUGAAAUAAAAAAAGUAUAAAGCUAUUGCUAUUGCAAUCAUUAUAGCUUCUUUAAAAUAAAUUAAUGCUCCAGUAACAUAAAAAGAGAUUCUAUCAAAAACAUCUGUCUCUGAAAAAUAAAUUAAGAAAAUUCUUUUAUAGAUUCAUAGUUCAUAUAAUUUAGAAGCUAUUGUUCAUUCAUUUAUUAAAUAAAUUUCAAGUUCAAUAGGACUUAAUGAUAAAUUUAUUAACUUUUGUCUUUAGAUGUUUAAAGAAAUAAAUUAAAGAAAUCUUAUAUAAGGUGAACAUGAAAAUGUAAUAGCCGGAGCAAUUAUUAAAUAUUGUGGUGAUAUUAUAUUUGCUGAUAGAGGAGGUAUAGUAGCACAAGUAAUAGCAGAUCAUGCUAAAUGCAGUCUUGGACCGUUAAAGAAUUUUCUAAAAAAAGUUGAAAUUAGCUUGCCUUUUAAUUCUUAAAUUUAGAAAGAAAAAUGAU